AUGAACCUAAAUCGCCUUAUUCAACAAUGGGAAGAAAGGCACAAUGAUGGCUUGUUGACGCCGGAAGUGUUAGUAUUCUAUCUACAGAGUAUCGCUGGCAAUUUUGUAUCACCGACAUCUCCACGACCGGAAGAAGCCAUACUUGAAGAGGGCGCACAGCUACCAAAUUUGCAUCUGCAGGUAGCAGAGAAUGACGCACACGGCAAUAAUAUCUUCUUGGCCGGUAAUGCUGUGUUUGACGAACCGGGUGCCAGGGCCGCUACCGUCUCCUUGAUGGAACGUUUCAUCUGCGGCUCGGAUCCGGAGGAGUUUCUGGAUAAAAUCAAACACACCGACACCGUGUCUUCAGUGUGUGGACGCGUUUUUAAAAUCGGCGAACCAACUUACAGCUGUCGCGAGUGUAGUAUGGAUCCAACAUGUGUGCUGUGCUCAACGUGUUUUAAAAAAUCAGUGCAUCGCACACACAAAUACAAAAUGGCCACUUCGUGUGGCGGUGGUUGCUGUGAUUGCGGUGACGUAGAGGCUUGGAAGAGGUUUCCAGUCUGCGACGAGCACGCUUGCAUUUCCGAUGACAAGGCACAGGAUGAACAGCAACAAGUGCCAUUGUCGGAUGACAAAAAAAAGCGCUGUGGAAUUGUUUUCCGUGCCAUACUGGAUUACUGUAUGCAAACCCUGCAGAUGCAUGGCACGGGAAAUCUUCCCGAGUGGGAGGACGAUGAAAAUACGCACUGCACGAUACUGUACAACGAUGAAACGCACACGUUUGAGCAGGUUAUCCAGACAUUAACAUCGAUAGUGAAAUGCGAGCAUAAGACGGCGAUCGAAUACGUUACCAGUAUUGACCGCGAAGGACGCGCCGUCGUUAAAUGUGCCUCGUUUGAGGUCUGCAAAAAACUGAAGGAAGAUAUUGAAAACAAAGCGAUGCGUACGACCAUGGCUAGCCGAACAUUACCGCUGAAGGUUACGGUUAUGCAUCGCAAUGAAGUAGCAUGCCAGCACUUGGCAAUGCAAAUGCUUGCGUGGUUCCAGGAGUUCUUGACAAAGCAUUCGUCGUUCCGCAAAAUUUUCACCGAAACGGUUACCAAAUCAGGGGAGACAUAUAAUUUGAGGUUCAUCCUCAGUAACGAUCAAAACCUGUGGAAAUCGGCCCGAACCUCCUGGCAUCGGCUGCUAAUUGCUGGGAUGCUGAUGGACUACGACAACAAAAAAUUGCUAGCGAUUACAUUUACAAAACUGUAUGCUUCGCUGAUGCAAGAUUUCAUCCGAGACGACCACUACCAUUCGUUCUCGAUCGUGUCGCUCAGCGUGCAGCUGUUUACCGUGCCGACGAUUGCGCACUAUCUGAUCGAAAAGGAGUCAGCGUUCUUUAAGCUGUUGCAUACAUAUUGCUCGGAGGCGAUUGACAAGUACGUCAAAAACCGGCAGCUGGUGUUUAUCAAAAAUACGUCCACGAUGAACGCAUUCAAGCGAGCUUCGUACAUACUGAUCGAUCUGAAGUAUCUACUUAGCUUCAAACCGGAUAAAUGGACAAAUGAGCUGCGGACCGGCUUCGUGCAUGGCUUGCAGCAGUUGAUACGUCUGCUCAAGUACAUGCAGGGAAUGGAUGCGGCGACGCGCCAGGUAGGCCAACACCUGGAGUACGAACAAGAGUGGGAGACGGCUUUCACUCUUCAUCUAAAGCUGUCACCGUUGAUCACACUGGUACUGGAGUGGUGUGCCACAGAUCGCAUUGUCCUUGGGAAAGUUUUUCGCAUGGUAAUGUCAUCACUGAGCGACACCAAAUUUAUCGCCCAAGAAUCAGAAACCGUGGUCCGAACCGUGGGUGAACAUAGUGCCUCCUGCUUGACGUACGAUGUGCUCUCCAGACCGGUUUCUGUACAUCUGCCGCUGACACGGUUUCUUGCGGGGCUUUACGCUGUCUUCGAACGGCACGAUUUUACAUUUGACGCAUUUGCACCGAACACCGCCGACUAUCCAACGCCAGAACAGAUCAUCGAGCCUGUACUGUGCGCUCGUACCAUGAUAUCCCAGGUGCACGCUGGUAUGUGGCGCCGCAACGGGUACGCACUGAUCAAUCAGCUGUUUUUCUAUCGCAACGUCAAAUGCCGGUAUGAGAUGCUGGAUCGCGAUAUUGUUAUCCUGCAGAUAGGUGCCUCCCUGAUCGAAGCCAACAAGUACAUAAUACACGUGCUGAACAAAUACAAGUUGCUCGAAUGGUUGGACAAGGAUGUGCAGGAAAGGCCGCGCAAUGCGGAGGCAAGCGACGGUGACGACGAUUACAUCCGGCAGAUAGGUGUGCUGGUCGAAGAAUUUCUUGAACUGCUAAUCGUAGUUAUUGGCGAGCGUUACGUACCGGGCGUUGGUGACGUGUCCGAGAGCGAUCGCAUUAAGAAGGAAAUCGUGCAGCAGCUGUGCAUUAAGCCACACUCGCACUCCGAGUUGAGUCGGGCAUUGAAUGAAGAUAACUGUAGUGAAAUCAUGUUCGAGUCCGUAAUCGACGACGUAGCCGUAUUCGAGAAGCCGAAUGACGCGGAAAAGAGGGGCAUGUACUCAUUGAAGCAGGAGUACUACAGCUGGUACAAUCUGUACUUCUACCACUACAGCAAGGAGGACAAGUCAAAGUCAGAAGAACGGCAACGAAAUCAAAAGAAGGAAAAGAAUGAGCUGGUUUGCUGCCCUCCACCCGCCCUACCUAAAUUGACACAAUUGUUCAACAAUAUUCCUAAUCUCCUGCAAUGCGACGUCAUGCUGAAGAUCAUACAAGCUGUACUGGGCCGUGCGCUGGAUUUACAAUCAAUGACCUUCACCGAAGGACAGCUGCAACGAGUGUUGCAUUUGAUUGGAUAUGCCAUUCAAGAGGAAGAAUCAGGACACUAUCCGUUUAUGAGAUUCUACGAAAGAAGUCAAUUCAUCAAUCUUCUGACGAUGUUAGAAGAUCUCUCCAAGAGUCCAAGGGUUGAAUCUCUGCGGGACCUAUUGCGUUGGACCAUACAGCGCUACAAAGCGAUGGAAGCAAAGCACUUGAGCUUAAUACAGGGUGAGAUCGAUCGUGCCGAGUCAAGUGGCAGUGGGCUGUCGUCGGUCGAUGCGGAUCGUUUAGAGAAGGAAGAACGCGCUAAGUUGGCCGCAAAGCGACGCGCCCAGGUAAUGGCACAGAUGCAAAAGGCACAGCAAAUGUUCAUGACCACGCACCCGGACAUGUUUGAGAACGAAGGCGAUGAAAAGGUCGAGCAGAAGGAGGGUGAACCGGCUGCCGAAACCGAUAUGGACUGGCAGACGUCAAGCGAACAUUUGGUGGCUCUCGGGCCGAAGCGUACCCCAUUACGGCCUGCCGAUACAGCUGCGCUACGCUAUUCGUGUAUUCUCUGUUCAGAAAAGACCGUGCUCGGUACAUACGAAUCGGUCAACAUGGUGUACGCCGCAUUCGUGCAGCGUUCAAGCGUUCUGUCGCGCUACACACAGACAGACGAACGGGGCAUACUACGGUUGAUCGAGACGGAAACGCAUCCAUCGCCACAUCUUACCACCUGUGGACACGUGAUGCACUCGACUUGCUUCGAUAAGUAUUUUAACAACGAGGUGAUUAAGGAAAAUCGCCGCCCUUACCGUAACCGUACCCCGAUACUGUUUGACAUCGAAAAGAACGAGUUUUUGUGCCCGUUGUGUCGUUUCCUGAGCAACUGUUUGUUGCCGUUGUUACCUCCGCAUGAGACGAUCACCAGCAGCGCAAAGGCACGUGUGGAUGCAGCAGUUAAGGCGGCCGGAUUCAAUGAAAUACCCGAAUCACCGGUAACCCAUCCGAAUGCGUUUAAUUUCUCGCUGUGGUACACGUUCACGUCGGACUUUAUGCGCCUCGCGCUAGACCGUGUCGAGCAGACGGAAUACAGUUACGUCGACCUUCGCACUGCAAUUCGGCGUGAGCGACGUAAUUACGAUCGCGCCAUGAGCUACGGCGAGCCAGAACAUCAGCCGAUGAGUCUUGAACAGGAAACAGCGGAAUAUAAUAUCGUGGAGCUACCGGCUGAGGGUGCUGACCAGAUGGUCAUUCCACCCGCCCAGGCGGCACGUCAGGCCGACGAAGAACAGCAGGAACAGGAUCAACCACAGCAGGAACAGCAACAGCAACAAGGGGCCGAACAACAAGCGGCGCAGCAAGGCGAAGAGCAAACCGAUGACGAUUCUCUCGAUGGAUACGAAACAAACGAUCAACAGUCAACGGAAGAUGAGGUGGACUAUAGUGACGAUGAUAUGGAUUGGAUUCGAGUACCACCGUCUCAUCUAACCACCACGGUGCUGAAGGAAGCGGAACCGAAGCACGGUGUCCGCCUGCGAUAUUACGGAACAUUGCGCGAUCCACCGUUGGUCGGACGACUGUUUGAUCGCACCAUCAAAUACUCGCUGCUCACCUUUGCCAAGAACGUGCGCAGUUUCACCACGGUACCGUACAAAGCAAAACGGUUCGCCGAAUAUCUCACACCUUGGGUAACCCUUUCCUACACGAUCAAGUCGAUUGAGAUGCAAUUGCGCGUACUAAAUCUUCCACUCGGCACGGAGCUCUCGAUUCGCUACUCCACCUGCCUGAGAGGAUUGGUGCGGGCGGCCUGUGCAAUGGGUCCCCUAGUGCCGACCGUGUUGGCACAGCACAAGAUGCUCCUAUUCAUGGCCGACAUAUAUGAAACACUGUACGGCCAUAAGCCGUCACAGUCGUUCUUCGAUUGGGAUCUGUUCGGGUUGCUCAAUACGUGCUUGUUCACGACACGUACCGUACUGUACAGCUUUGUACGCCCGCAACGCAUCCCGAAGGGUGACGCACUGGACCAUUCGAUUGUGCUGGCAAUUUUUAUGGUAAACAUGCUGCGUACAAUUAUAACGUCUGUGACCGGCAUUGAUCCUCCGCCGACGGCAUCAUCAUCCGAUGCCGAACAGAAAUCCCCGGCACAGGAAAAACAGCAGAAGGAGGAGGAUACUGCAACGUCCUCACUCACGGAUGCAGAGCGUAAUUUACUACUGUUGUAUCAGCAGUACAACAUUCAUCAGCCACAUCCGGACGACAAGAAGAGCCCGUUGAAUGCUACCGACGAUCGGAAGGCAAAAGAUGGCGACGACAUCAUCACCGUCGGCGGUUCUGUGGCGGAACAGAAACGGCUCUGCCAGCUGUUGGUAAAUGAUAUCAAGACGCAAAGUCAUACCCUGCUGCGAUGUUGUUGCCUGCUAUUUUACGGCAUUACCGAUAUCACGCUGCCCCAGUGUACCGAUGUACCGGAACAAGAUUACCAUCCAAUGAUGACGUACUUGGAUCUGCAGGAAGAUCCGCUCGUCUAUCUGGAUGCUCGCCAAAAAACGUUCGAGCUGAUCGAGCGGUUGGCGUUCUGCAAUUCUGAUCAGAUCAAUCGAAUGCGCUAUGCACGUCAGGCCCAUCUGCUCGGCGAACCAAAAGCCCUUUUCCAGGCAGCACCACCCGUCCGCCGGCUAAUCGAUCUGCCGGAGGAUUAUAGUGAUCUGAUCAACAGUGUUUCACUGUUCACCUGCCCGAACAACAUCCGGGAUGAUUCACGCAAUCCGACCAUGUGUCUCGUGUGUGGUGUGAUUCUGUGCUCGCAGUCAUUCUGCUGUCAGAAGGAGCUUGACAACAGUUCGGUCGGUUCGUGCACGUACCACACGGCAGAAUGUGGUGCCGGUAUCGGGAUCUUCCUACGCAUACGAGAUGCUGAAAUAUUGCUGCUGGGUAUAAACAAGGGUUGCUUCAUUCCUGCUCCGUACGUGGACGAGUAUGGCGAAACGGAUCAGGGCUUGCGCCGUGGCAACCCGCUCCGUCUCAGCAUGGAGCGCUACCAGAAGCUGUAUCACAAGUGGCUUUCGCAUGGUCUGCACGAAGAGAUUACGCGGCGCAACGAACAGCAGCACACAAUGUUUGCUACACAGUGGCAGAACCUUUAG
Messenger RNA from Anopheles maculipalpis, 5937 nucleotides. RefSeq names its product E3 ubiquitin-protein ligase UBR1 (gene Ubr1). The transcript is spliced from 8 exons. Bases 1 to 5937 code for a protein of 1978 amino acids. Gene Ontology annotation, biological process: protein ubiquitination; ubiquitin-dependent protein catabolic process via the N-end rule pathway. Gene Ontology annotation, molecular function: ubiquitin protein ligase activity; zinc ion binding. The record is from RefSeq and is a predicted model, not a curated record. Gene Ontology annotation, cellular component: ubiquitin ligase complex; cytoplasm. Lineage: Eukaryota; Metazoa; Arthropoda; Insecta; Diptera; Culicidae.